Molecule: messenger RNA, 1213 nt
Organism: Jatropha curcas
Lineage: Eukaryota; Viridiplantae; Streptophyta; Magnoliopsida; Malpighiales; Euphorbiaceae
Source: RefSeq, a predicted model, not a curated record
CUCUGCUUCAUCAAGCAAAUUCUCUUUUCCUUUCUCAGUUCCUUUCUUCAAUUUCCUAUACAAAAGUUUAUCAAUCAUGGCCUCUUUUGUUUCUGCUCAUUUCUUUCUCCUGCUAGUAUUUGUUGUCUCUCUCUUCCAUCUCAACUCUGCAGCGAGGCAACUCACUGAGUCGACAGAAAACCAGCAAACCCUUUUGUUUCAAUACCAUAAUGGUCCUCUUCUUACUGGCAAAAUUUCUAUAAAUUUGAUCUGGUAUGGAAAAUUCAAACCUUCUCAACAUGCAAUUGUUUCUGACUUUAUUGCUUCCCUUAUUGCUUCCCUUUCUAAGCCUGAAAUAGCCCAACCCUCUGUUUCUACGUGGUUCAAAGCUACUGAAAAAUACUAUAAUCUCAUAAAAUCUAAGAGAGCUUCUUCUCCCGUUGUCCAUUUGGGCACACAAAUUUUUGAUGAGAGUUACUCUUUGGGGAAAUCUCUUUCCAAUAAGCAAAUCGUUGAAUUAGCAUCCAGGGGUGCCCAAAACGAUGCUAUUAACGUCGUUUUGACAUCAAAAGAUGUCACAGUCGAGGGAUUCUGCUCUAGCAGAUGCGGAACUCACGGGUCUUCUGUGGCAGCUAAAAAAAUAAAUGGUAAAAGUUCCAAAUUUGCUUACAUUUGGGUUGGGAAUUCUGAAAGCCAGUGCCCAGGUCAAUGCGCUUGGCCAUUCCAUCAACCUAUUUACGGACCUCAGAACCCACCACUGGUUUCACCCAAUAACGAUGUAGGUCUUGAUGGUAUGGUUAUCAAUUUGGCUAGUCUUUUGGCUGGGACUGUGACCAACCCAUUCGGAAAUGGCUACUUCCAAGGUCCAAAGGAGGCUCCUCUUGAGGCUGCAUCAGCUUGUCCUGGUGUAUAUGGGAAAGGAGCCUAUCCUGGUUAUGCUGGGGAUCUAUUGGUGGACUCAACAACUGGUGCUAGCUAUAAUGCACAUGGUGUCAAUGGCAGGAAAUAUCUGCUUCCUGCUUUGUUUGAUCCUUCAACCUCUGCUUGUUCCACUUUGGUUUAAACAACAACGAUCUCUACACGCCCAGACACGAUUAUUUGCUUGUAGGAUUAUAUAAGAUAUUCUUUCAUUCUUUAUUACUUCUAUUUGUUAUAUACGCUGAUAUGUGAAGUUAUAUGCAAAGUUGUUAUACAUACAUAAAUAUAUGAAGAUUUCUGUCAUUUUCUUUUAUUA